Messenger RNA from Maniola jurtina (meadow brown), 2388 nucleotides. Its product is annotated as protein phosphatase 1 regulatory subunit 14B. Gene Ontology annotation, biological process: regulation of phosphorylation. NCBI's taxonomy places the organism in Eukaryota, Metazoa, Arthropoda, Insecta, Lepidoptera, Nymphalidae. Bases 36 to 554 code for a protein of 172 amino acids. The transcript is spliced from 6 exons. Gene Ontology annotation, molecular function: protein serine/threonine phosphatase inhibitor activity. Gene Ontology annotation, cellular component: cytoplasm. The record is from RefSeq and is a predicted model, not a curated record.
CGCAGCCUCGGUGAUCGGUCGCCGCUCGCGCGCUCAUGUCGCUGUUCUUCAAGUUCCGGAGCGCGAGCCGCGGCGGCGGCGGCGUGAGCGGUGCCAUGGAGUGCGGCGUGGCGGCGGCGGGCUUCCCGGCGCGCGCGCGCCCCGCGCCCCCCGCGCCCGCCGCGCACGCCGCGCUCUCGCCCACCGAGCGCUCGCCGGCCAAGGCGGGCCUGCACGUCAACUUCAGCGACAAAGGCGAGGUGAAGGAGCGGCGCGAGAAGUUCCUGACGGCGAAGUACGGCAGCCACCAGAUGGCGCUCAUCCGCAAGCGCCUCGCCGUCGAGAUGUGGCUCUACGACGAGCUGCAGAAGCUGUACGAGGCGCCCGUAAGUGCGGCGGCGGCGGCGGGCGCGGACAGCGCGGACGUGGAGGUGGACAUCGACGAGCUGCUGGACAUGGACAGCGACGAGCACCGCCGGCGCCAUCUCACGAUGUUACUAGCCGAUGCCAAGAAGCCCCAAAAAGAUGUACAUAAAUUUAUCAACGAUUUAUUAGAAAAAGCUAAAACUCUAUAAGAAAGUAAGUAAUCGCUAACGGAACCAAAUCUCAUGGAACUGUGGGAGCGGCCGCGCGGCGCGCAACCGCAACCGCAGCCGCAGCCGCUGGCGUUUAGUCGAGUGCGGCGAGCGACGCACGCCGCCGCGGCGAGGGCGGCCGCUAGUCGCUUAGAGAAUAAUAUUAUUGUAAGGUUUGUUAGUGACGGCUGGCGCUGGUAACAGCGAGUGCAAUAAACAUAUCAGCAUUGUUACGCGCAUCGGUUUGUUGUCAAGUAUUGAAUGUUAGGAAGCCGAUCCACUGAACUGUGGCGCGCGUGCGGACAGUACGCCCAGUUCGCAUCCCGAGUUAGUUAACUACUAAUUAUUUGAAAAUCUCGGAGAAGAAACUGGAUGUGUAUGCAUUUAGUAAAUAAUGAACUGUUACCGAUACGAACUGGAGUCACACCUGGUGGUAGGUGACUGAAAAGCUGUAAUUAGUAUACAUAUAUAAGUGUGUAGUUAUAUUUUAUACUUUCUAAAUCUCCGUUUAAUUUGGACGGCCGUCUACGUUCCCCGGCGCCCAGCGUCAACACCUGACGGCCUAUCUACGUUCCCCGGCGCCCGGCGUCAACACCUGACGGCCUAUCUACGUUCCCCGGCGCCCGGCGUCAACACCUGACGGCCUAUCUACGUUCCCCGGCGCCCGGCGUCAACACCUGACGGCCUAUCUACGUUCCCCGGCGCCCGGCGUCAACACCUGACGGCCUAUCUACGUUCCCCGGCGCCCGGCGUCAACACCUGACGGCCUAUCUACGUUCCCCGGCGCCCGGCGUCAACACCUGACGGCCUAUCUACGUUCCCCGGCGCCCGGCGUCAACACCUAACGGCCUAUCUACGUUCCCCGGCGCCCGGCGUCAACACCUGACGGCCUAUCUACGUUCCCCGGCGCCCGGCGUCAACACCUGACGGCCUAUCUACGUUCCCCGGCGCCCGGCGUCAACACCUGACGGCCUAUCUACGUUCCCCGGCGCCCGGCGUCAACACCUGACGGCCUAUCUACGUUCCCCGGCGCCCGGCGUCAACACCUAACGGCCUAUCUACGUUCCCCGGCGCCCGGCGUCAACACCUGACGGCCUAUCUACGUUCCCCGGCGCCCGGCGUCAACACCUGACGGCCUAUCUACGUUCCCCGGCGCCCGGCGUCAACACCUGACGGCCUAUCUACGUUCCCCGGCGCCCGGCGUCAACACCUGACGGCCUAUCUACGUUCCCCGGCGCCCGGCGUCAACACCUGACGGCCUAUCUACGUUCCCCGGCGCCCGGCGUCAACACCUGACGGCCUAUCUACGUUCCCCGGCGCCCGGCGUCAACACCUGACGGCCUAUCUACGUUCCCCGGCGCCCGGCGUCAACACCUGACGGCCUAUCUACGUUCCCCGGCGCCCGGCGUCAACACCUGACGGCCUAUCUACGUUCCCCGGCGCCCGGCGUCAACACCUAACGGCCUAUCUACGUUCCCCGGCGCCCGGCGUCAACACCUGACGGCCUAUCUACGUUCCCCGGCGCCCGGCGUCAACACCUGACGGCCUAUCUACGUUCCCCGGCGCCCGGCGUCAACACCUGACGGCCUAUCUACGUUCCCCGGCGCCCGGCGUCAACACCUGACGGCCUAUCUACGUUCCCCGGCGCCCGGCGUCAACACCUGACGGCCUAUCUACGUUCCCCGGCGCCCGGCGUCAACACCUGACGGCCUAUCUACGUUCCCCGGCGCCCGGCGUCAACACCUGACGGCCUAUCUACGUUCCCCGGCGCCCGGCGUCAACACCUGACGGCCUAUCUACGUUCCCCGGCGCCCGGCGUCAACACCUGACGGCC